This is a messenger RNA of Adineta ricciae, 1287 nucleotides long. Lineage: Eukaryota; Metazoa; Rotifera; Eurotatoria; Adinetida; Adinetidae. The record is from the annotation of a GenBank genome assembly.
AUGAGCACAAACAACAGCCAGUAUCGUAAACGCGUCGUACGUCGUCAACAUAAUCUUUUCAAAAAUGACACGUAUGACAAAGAUGAUUCAUUGACUUCCCCAAGUAAUCCACAACAACAACGACAUGUCCGGAAGAAACCUGAAGGAUUAAUUUGCAGUAUAUGCGAAGGACCGGCUCACGGCUAUAACUUUGACGCCAUCACAUGUGAAUCAUGCAAAGCUUUUUUUCGACGAAAUGCUUUACGAUCGACAGAUAGAUUUAAAUGUCGAGGUAACGAUGGAAAAUGUGCUAUAACAACGGCAACACGAAAGCGUUGCAAAGCAUGUAGACUAGCGAAAUGUUUUGAAAAAGGAAUGCGAGCGGACUGGAUUUUGACGGACGAAGAACGUGUGAAUAAACGACGAAAAAUUGAAGAAAACCGGCGACUUCGUCGAUUAAUUUACCCUGACACAGCUGACUCCGAUGAAUCUUCAAGCGUUAUGAUCAAAAGUGAAGCAAUGAUCAGCGAAGAUCUUCAUCUAUCUCUUCCCCCAUGUUCAAUAUCUCCAGAAGAUUCAUGUAAAAUUGAACAAAUUAACCAAGCAUACGAAGAAUCAAUUCGUCUUGCCUCUCUACCACCGGAACUACCAGCGUAUCCUUAUACCGCGCGAAUCAAUGCUCCGUGGGAAAUGAUGAAUAUUCCUGUAAAUCUACAAUCGUUGCGUCUAAUCACAUUUUACAAACUGAUUCCCGAAUUUUCCGCGCUGAACGAAAGCGAUAAAUUAGUUUUAAUUAAAUACAACGCAUUUGCACUAGUUUUCGUACGUUCGGCAAUCGUUUACGACCCGAUUACUGAUACUUACCAUGAGCCGGGUGCUGGUGAUUGUAUGUUCGCGGGCAAAGAUAUGAUACAAUGUUUUAGCUUAGAACAAUAUCAUCAAUCAACGCGUUGCGUUCGUCGAUUGAUUGAUGCAACACAAAAGGACCGUGUUAUUGUACAGAUAUUUUUAAUAAUUGCAUUAUUAUCCAAAGGCGCAGCUAUAUUCAUAGAUAUGACAGAAGCCGAACCAAUUGCGAACGACAUCCUUUCGCUAUUCCGUACACAAAAUUACUUUGUCGAUCUGUUGUGGAAAUACUGUGAAAGUACAUAUGGAUUUGAACAAGCCGUUCAAAUGUGGACCAAACUUGUUUUCGCUUCGAUUGACGCACAUUUACAAUCGUUCAAUACAUGCUACAAUUAUGUUCGACACGAUGAAGUUGCAGAACAACUUGUGCCUUUAAUGAAAUCAGUUGCAUUGAAUGUUUGA